UCUUGGCGAGGAGGGCAUCGAUCGGUGCGCCAUGGAACAGCAAUGCAGGCGUCGUGGCCAGCAUGGAAGCAGCUCGAGAGGACGGAUCCCGAGAGCUGCCUCAGCGUCAUGUCGAGGGGGAAAUUCCCAAUUCGUCUUCGCCACCGUUUCUCUACCUUCUGCGGAGGAGGGAGUAUCGACAUGCUCUCUUCAGUGGCAUCGUCACACUCACACUCAGCAUCAUGGGAGGAGCGGUCCUGCCCGUGUCAAAUGCAUUCACUACCACGGGAAUUGUCUGCGGCUUCCUGAUAAUGCUUGUUGUGGCCUUGGCAAAUACUUACACUUGUGAUCUGCUGCUCAGACAAGCUUAUUGUACUGGAGCUCUCAACUAUGAGUCUCUUGCUUUCCACAUUGGUGGGAAGUGGUGGAAGCUUGCUACCGAAAUUAGCAUAGUGGUUCUGCUCAUUGGGACCAUUAUAGGCAACAUUCAACAAGUCAGUGAAGCUGCUGUCAUCGGCAUUGAAAACAUCACUUCCAAUGCUCCUUCCUGGCUAACAGGUAGCGGGCGCGUGCUUAUGAUCCUGUCCGUCGUCUUCAUUGUCGCUCCAAUUUGCUUGGUGGAAAAAAUGAGACAGCUCGAAUUCUUUGCAACUGUAGGAACAUCGAUUGUCAUCUGGCUGCUCGUGGUAAUUGUCAUAGAUGCUAUCAGGUUCAAGCUGCCUGCGGUGAAAAACGGAGAGCUUGCUGCAGUCGGGUUUACAAGUAUAGGCUCAAUCACUCAAGCUAUUUCAACAUUUGGUUUUGCAUUUUACGUACAGCCAAUGAUGAUGCCCUUCCUUGCUGAAAUGCCCGCUGGUAAAGUUGGUGUGAAGCUGACCUCAUACUCGGUUCGUGUAGUUAUUCUCGGAACUUCAUUCUUCAUUUACGGCACUAUUGGAUUCUUCGGCGCGGCAAGAUACGGGAGCCUUACGUCCGAAAACAUACUGGAAAACAAAUGGCUUGGCGGUGGUGUACCACAAGGAUCACUCAACUUAGCAAUGGCGGGUAUGAGCCUUGGAAGCUUCGAUAAUUUACUUAUUGGAUGCCGCUCUUUGACAGUAUACCUUGCUUUUGCAAUUCCAACUGUAGAGUUUCCGACUCGCUACACAAUCAACCGUUGGAUUCCUGGCGAUAAGAAGCAGAAUCGCUUCUUACGUCAUUUGUGUAUAUCAGCUGGAAUCCUUGUUUUCUGCACAGGCAUCAGCCUCAUAUCGCCUAACAAUUCGGGCGCCAUCAUCACAAUUACAGGGGCGACUGGAGUUUCCAUGGUUUCGUAUACCAUUCCCGUAGUAAACCAUUUCUUGCUGUUCUUCCAAAGAGCAAAAUGUCAGAAGCAGGCUGAUGGAAUAGGAAGUGUUUUGAAGUAUAGAAAGGACACCUGGUAUUCAACCGUGCAGGAAUACGCCAAAGAGUUGGUGCUUCCUGCUUUUGUUAUUGUCGUUGGUAUCUUCUGCAGCAUUGCAGCUCUAACCACACUGUAAAACUUUAUUCGUCAACAAAUGUAAGCAACUGUUACAUUUCCGUCCUGACAUUGCUUCUUUUUCUUUUUUUUUAACCUUACUCUCGAGCUCUCGGAAUCACUGGCAAUCCAUUCUUGAUGGCGAGUGUCAUGUUGAUACUGUACCGGGGCUCUGUGUCGGAUGCCAUCUCGAACUUGAACUUUGGCAACAUAGCAGCUACCAGAGACUUCAUUUGCAGCAUAGCCAUUUCCUUUCCGAUACAUAUUCUUGGCCCUGCCUGAAAUGCUGUGAACUUAUACGGACUCUCGUUCACAAAACUUCCAGUGCUGCUUAGCCACCUUUCUGGCUUGAACUCUAGACAAUCCUUCCCCCAUAGGCUCUCCAUUCGUCCCAUUGCAUAGAUCUGGUACGUGACCCUCGUUCCUUUCUCUAUCCUGCUCCCAUCUGGUAGUACGUCGGGGCCUUUGGCACCUUUGCUGUCGAACGGAACUGCUGGAUAGAGCCUUAAGGAUUCCGAUAACGCUGCCUGGAGAUAGUUCAUCUCUCGGAGCUCGCUGUAGGAGAAGUGUUUCAUCCUUCGACCAGGAGCCAGAAGAACCACGACAAUGUGACAGAAGUUGUGUCCUUGCCUGCCAGAACAAAGCUGAUGAUAAUAUCUCGUAGGAAUUUGUCGGAGUACGAACUUCCCGUGUCCUCCAUUUCGAGAGCCAUGAACCGAGAAAAUAUUCUUUCAGGUGCUUCUCGGAACCAAGGUUGAAGUACCUCUUGAUCUUCCAGAGCAAGGGAUGGACCUGGUAAAACCUUUCAGUACUCAGCCUCGUGGACUCGUCGAAUGCUCGAGCAAACGCAAUCGUGGGAAACGACGGAUCCAAGGACAUAGGAUCGACUCCGAAUGCGAGCUUGCAAAUGCUGUCAAAGGCGAACCGCAUGAACACGUCUUGCAAGUCGACUCGUUGGCCACAAAUGCUUGCAAUCGUUGGAAGCAGCCUCUUUUCAAUCUUCUCGGCCACAGAAUCCAUGAGCUUCCACAGGCCAGCGUCAGCGUUGAAGAUGCCAUCUCCAAGAAGAUCUCUCAGCGUGUCGCACACAUACUCUCCCUUUGGAUAGUUGUCGAAAUUGGUCUUGAGGAUGUACUCUACGUUCUGAGCGUUGGACGUGAGCUUGAAAGGCUUCGCCCCCCAUCGCUUCAACGUGAUGGUGUGUCCGGGAGACUUGGCAAGAUAGAACCAGGCGAAGAAACCAACACAGGAAAUCAGCAAAGCAGCAGCUAAAGUACCUUGCUCCAUAUCUCGCUGCCGCAGCACCGAAAUCUAAGCGUCUCCUCGCCUCCUCUCGAUAGUUUUUCGCAAAACAAGAAACUCUUGGUUUUCUUUGGAA
Molecule: messenger RNA, 2855 nt
Organism: Selaginella moellendorffii
Lineage: Eukaryota; Viridiplantae; Streptophyta; Lycopodiopsida; Selaginellales; Selaginellaceae
Product: sodium-coupled neutral amino acid transporter 1
Exons: 12
Coding region: 63-1499 (478 amino acids)
Biological process (GO): amino acid transmembrane transport
Molecular function (GO): amino acid transmembrane transporter activity
Source: RefSeq, a predicted model, not a curated record